GUGUGUGUGAGGUCACAGUGUGUGAGGUUUGUUGCUGAGCUGCAGCUGAAUGCAGACACACACACUCAGACCCAGAAGGCGACGGCUCCUCGACUCCACCGGCUGCUCCUCUGUUCUGACAAAAUGAGAAGCUUGUUCUCUGUGACGCUGCUGCUGCUCUUGGCGCUAACGCUUAGCACUGAGGCUAACAAGAGGAGCAAAAACCACAAAGGUGGGAAACAUGAGAAGUCGCGGCCGGCGUCGGAUUGUUCGGCCGCCGACACUCGCUACGGGAAAUGUGUCCCCCACCAGGGAGACUGUGGGGAGGGUCUGAGAGACGCCACCUGCAAGGACCGGACCGACAAGAUCCACUGCAGGAUCCCCUGCAACUGGAAGAAGGACAUCAGUGACUGUAAGUAUAAGUUCGGUCCGUGGGGUUCCUGCGACGCCGCCACCAGCACGAAGGGACGUUCAGGAACGUUGAAGCGAGCGCUGUUCAACGCCGACUGUCAGGCCAGCGUCAAGGUGUCCAAGCCCUGCUCCCCGAAGGCCCGGCCCAAAGCUGGAGGGAAGAAGUCAAACUGAAGUCCACCGGAGGACGGGAGGACUCCGUCUCUCGGUCCAGAUGAACAGUGAGUGGUGAACCCAGAGGGAGGUGGAGACUCUUGGUUUGUGACGUUUGAAGAGUGGGAAGUUUUCCUCCCUGUGCUACUCAGAAUAAUCCUCCUAGAUCCUAACAGACGUCCCGUAGACUUCGUCCAUAACGUCAGUUUUUUAGAAUCGUUUUUAAAAAUCUGUAAAAUCUUCAAUGAGAUCUAUUUUUGAACUAUAGGUGAUUGAUGACACUGUGUAAAUGAACAAAUUAAAGAGUGUACAUUGUUUUGGUGAA
Mugil cephalus (flathead mullet) is the source of this 868-nucleotide messenger RNA. RefSeq names its product midkine b (gene mdkb). NCBI's taxonomy places the organism in Eukaryota, Metazoa, Chordata, Actinopteri, Mugiliformes, Mugilidae. The transcript is spliced from 5 exons. Bases 124 to 564 code for a protein of 146 amino acids. Gene Ontology annotation, molecular function: growth factor activity. The record is from RefSeq and is a predicted model, not a curated record.